Leptopilina heterotoma is the source of this 2667-nucleotide messenger RNA. RefSeq names its product threonine--tRNA ligase 1, cytoplasmic (gene ThrRS). Gene Ontology annotation, cellular component: cytoplasm. The record is from RefSeq and is a predicted model, not a curated record. Lineage: Eukaryota; Metazoa; Arthropoda; Insecta; Hymenoptera; Figitidae. The transcript is spliced from 5 exons. Gene Ontology annotation, biological process: threonyl-tRNA aminoacylation. Bases 291 to 2441 code for a protein of 716 amino acids. Gene Ontology annotation, molecular function: ATP binding; threonine-tRNA ligase activity.
GGUAUUAAUACCUUCUGAAAACAAUCUUGACAUGUGUCGACAGUGUCGACUCUACAUUCCUGAAUCCACAUCAGUCAUUUCGAUUUCUAACCUAAAUUUCACUAAAGCAACGUGUGAGAUAGAAAGUUUUUUUUUAUAAAUCAAACCGCGUCAGUUGUAUUUCUAAUUUCUUUCAAGAAUGGUUGAAGACGUGGCAACUGGAGUGCAGAACGUGACAUUAAAAGAUGAAAAGGCAUGAAAAUCCAAAUUCAUCAUGAUUUUUUGUUAAAUUGUAAAAUUAAGACAAUAAUAUGUUGACAAAUUUACGAAUCCGAGUAUUGAGCGUUGUUCAGUGCCGCUAUAAAUGGACACAUGCUGCGAAGAAAAUGAAGCCACCGAAGGGAAAUGCAACAGAGAAAAGCACCAUUUCGGAGCUAAAUCCACCUCCUGCUUAUAUUCAGGAUCGAAUUAAUCUUUACGAUAAACUGAAAGCUGAAUAUGAAACGGAAUUGGCUGCUAAAAUUCCUGAGGAAAUAAAAAUUCUCCUUCCAGAUGGAAAGGAAGUGACAGGUCAAUCUUGGCGUACAACUCCUUAUGAAAUUGCAAAAGGUAUUAGCCAGGGUUUAGCGGACAACGCCGUAAUAUCCAAAGUCAACAACGAACUUUGGGAUUUGGAUAGACCCCUGGAAUUUGACUGUAAACUGCAACUUUUGAAAUUCGAUGAUUCUGAGGCGCAGCAAGUAUUUUGGCACUCUAGUGCUCACAUUCUUGGCGAGGCGAUGGAACGUAUUUAUGGAGGUUGCCUCUGCUAUGGUCCACCAAUAGAGAGUGGUUUCUAUUACGAUAUGUUCCUUGGCGAAAAGGGAAUUUCAAAUCUCGACUUUCCCUACGUCGAUAGUCUUUGUAAAAACAUAACCAAGGAAAAGCAGCCCUUCGAGAGGCUGGAAAUGAAAAAAGAAGAUCUUCUCGAAAUGUUUAAAUACAAUGAAUUUAAAGUACGAAUUCUCAACGAGAAAGUGAAAACGCCCACAACAACUGUCUAUAGAUGUGGAUCUUUGAUAGAUUUAUGUCGAGGUCCCCACGUGAGGCACACGGGAAAAAUCAAAGCAGCAAAAAUCACGAAAAGCUCCUCGUCCUACUGGGAGGGCAAUGCCAAUGCCGAAAGUCUACAGCGUGUCUACGGUAUCAGUUUUCCAGACAAUAAACAAUUGAAAGAAUGGGAAAAAUUCCAGGAGGAAGCUGCAAAACGUGAUCAUAGAAAAAUUGGAAAGGAACAAGAAUUAUUCUUCUUCCAUGAAUUAUCUCCUGGUUCAUGUUUCUUUCAACCGCGAGGUGCGCAUAUUUAUAACACUCUAGUUGAAUUCAUACGCUCGGAAUAUAAAAAACGUGGAUUCCAGGAAGUAGUGACGCCAAAUGUCUAUAAUACAAAACUCUGGCAAACAUCAGGACACUGGGAACAUUAUGCGGAGAAUAUGUUCUCAUUUGACGUUGAGAAGGAAACAUUUGCUCUGAAGCCAAUGAAUUGUCCCGGACAUUGCAUGAUUUUUGACGUACGCAAUAGAUCGUGGAGGGAACUUCCAUUGAGAAUGGCAGAUUUUGGAGUACUUCAUCGUAAUGAAUUGUCGGGAGCACUCACCGGGUUGACGAGAGUGAGAAGAUUUCAACAGGACGAUGCUCACAUUUUCUGUACUGUUGAUCAAAUCAAAGAAGAAGUAUUGGGUGCACUGGACUUUUUGAAACAUGUUUAUUCCGUUUUUGGAUUUACUUUUAAUCUUGUCUUGUCAACUAGACCGGAGAAAUAUUUAGGUGAAUUGGAAGUUUGGAAUCAAGCUGAGAAAGCAUUGUCUGACAGUUUGGAUAAAUUUGGCGAGCCGUGGAAGGAAAAUCCUCAAGAUGGUGCUUUCUAUGGACCGAAAAUUGAUAUCACGAUCAUGGAUGCGUUGAAAAGAGCACAUCAAUGUGCUACUAUUCAAUUAGAUUUCCAAAUGCCAAUUAGAUUCAAUUUAUCGUACAUCAGUGAAACUAGUGAGAAAAAGAGACCGGUCAUUAUUCACAGAGCAAUUUUAGGCUCCGUGGAACGAAUGAUUGCGAUUCUCACCGAAUCUUAUGCUGGAAAAUGGCCAUUCUGGUUGUCACCGCGUCAAGUAAUGGUAAUUCCAGUCGGUCCAAUGUUUAAUGACUACGCAAACACAGUAAAGGAAAAACUUGCCGAAGCCGGAUUCAUGGCUGAAGUCGAUAUUGACGACAGUGACACGAUGAACAAAAAAGUUCGAAACGCUCAAUUGGCUCAGUUCAAUUUCAUCUUAGUUGUCGGAGAGAAAGAAAAGAGUGCCGGCACUGUCAAUGUAAGAACGAGGGACAAUAUCGUUCACGGAGAAAUAUCAAUUGUGGAUUUAAUAAACAAAUUCAGCACUUUCAAGGAGACGAAAGAUAAAAAUUGUGAAAAUACUUUCAACAGUUAGAUUGUUUUGUAAUUUAAUCGUAAGUCGCAUUUAAAAAUAUUUGUAACAAUAAUUUAUAAUUCCAACAUAUAGACAUAGUUAAAUGUAAAUUUUCACUAUUUUGCAAAGCAUGAAACUUAAAACUACUUGAAGGAAAAAAAUUCGUCUUGAAUUUGUUGCGAUUUUACAAGCACUUUUUAUAUACGUUCAUUGCAAGUAAAUAAAUUAAUUUUGGGCUAAAAGUAAA